UGAGAAACUGCACAGUUACAGUAGAAUAAGUCUGCUGUGUUUUCUUCCUUGGUGUGUUGAAAUAGCUACGCGCUGAGGAAGAGGGAACAGAUCAUUUUUCCAAAACCACUUGUAAUUAGUUUGGGGACUAAUGAAAAAAAAAACACCUUCAGCAGUUGAAGACGGGUAUCGAGCUGGGGUACAAUGAUAUUCUAAAAUAACUGCAAAGAAUAACUGAAGGUCUUGAUUAAUAUGCAAUAUUGAACACGUGUUAUUGUAUUUAGUGAUAACACUCAUGUUAUUUGUUCCUCUUCCAUUGAAAAUCCGGAAGGGAUUUAAGGAAUUAUUUUUUAGUAUAUCUGAAGUUUUGUACACAUUGACAUACUACUGUUUUAAAUUAAUAUACGACCCUAGCGGUGGCUUCAGUUUUACUCGACUAAAUUCGUGCAGGUACUGUUUGUAUACGUUUUGCUCGUUUUCUUUGGCUUGUAGUAGGGAACUAUGUAUAUCGCCCCCCUCCACAAUAGACUAUAACGUGAAGUAUCGCGGGACUGUGACGGGGCUGUCGAGAUUUAGAUCCGGAAGUUUAAUCUUCUGCUGUAAGUAUUACAAGCGUGUACUGGACCACGGAGAGAAGGAAAUGAGUGAGAACUCUGGGCUUGUGAAGCACACGGGUGGCUGUCACUGCGGCGCCGUGAGAUUUGAGGUGUGGAGCUCACCUGAUCUGAAUGUCUUCAACUGCAACUGCAGUAUUUGCACCAAGAAACAGAAUCGACACUUCAUCGUACCAUCGUCACAAUUCAGUCUCUUAAAGGGGUGGGAUAAUUUAACCACGUACACUUUCAACACUCACACUGCCAAGCAUACAUUCUGCAAGACCUGCGGGGUUCAGAGCUUCUACACCCCACGAUCCAACCCUGAUGGAUAUGGAGUGGCACCCCACUGUCUGGACCCAGGGACAGUGCGUAGUGUGACAGUGGAGGACUUCUGUGGAGAGAAGUGGGAGGAGAGCAUGGAACUGCACCAGACGAUAAGGAGCAUGUCCAUUCCCAGGCAGUGACAGUGGAGCUGUCUGCUUUCUGGUGGACGUCACUGGAACACAAGCAUCUGCAGACAGUUCAGAACAACACACUAAAAGGUGGACAUUUAAAUCUAGGGAAACUUGGAUUUUGAAAAGACAGGGUUACCUAUAGCUAAGAACUCUGUAAUUAAACUACAACCCUUAGUUAA
Messenger RNA from Lepisosteus oculatus (spotted gar), 1209 nucleotides. It is a transcript of the gene cenpv, whose product is annotated as centromere protein V. The record is from RefSeq and is a predicted model, not a curated record. Lineage: Eukaryota; Metazoa; Chordata; Actinopteri; Semionotiformes; Lepisosteidae. Gene Ontology annotation, molecular function: carbon-sulfur lyase activity.